CUCAUAAUUUCGUAGAAUAAUGUCUGAAAACGUUGCUCACGCUCUUAGUGGUGCUGGUGGAGGUAUCAUAUCAAUGGUUUUAACUUAUCCAUUGAUUACUGUUAGUUCUCGUCUUCAAGUGCAAAAAGAUACAAAGGGAGCCGAUGCUUACAAAGGAGGAAAAGAUACUAUUGUCAAGAUUUUGAAAAAUGAGGGCUUUAGAGGAUUAUACUCAGGUUUAAAUUCGGCCAUAUUCGGAAUUGCGUUGACAAAUGGCGUUUACUAUUAUUUUUAUGAGUCUAUAAAGGCCGUUUUUGAAAAAAUUGAACGUCCAAUAUCAGUCAUAGAAUCCAUGAUCGCUGGAGCAAUAGCUGGUUCAGCUACAGUUUUAGUUACAAACCCAAUUUGGGUGGUAAAUACUCGAAUGACAACACGUAAAGAACCUUUGGAUGAGAAUGAGAAGCAAAAACAUAAAAAAUUAGGAACCAUCAAAACGAUCUCGAAAAUCAUUAAUGAAGAUGGAAUUAAAAGUUUAUGGCAAGGAGUUGUCCCAGCUCUUAUUCUAGUUAUUAAUCCAAUUAUUCAAUAUACCGUAUAUGAACAAAUUAAGGCUCGUAUAGAAAAAUUUAAAGAAUUAGGGAAUUUGGAUUUUUUUUUAUUAGGAGCCAUUAGUAAACUUGUUGCUACCGGUUCUACUUAUCCUUACAUUGUUAUUAAAUCACGUAUGCAGUUACGUCAAACUGAUGAUGCACGUUAUAAAAAUACAUGGGAUGGACUUCAGAAAAUCAUCGCAAAUGAAGGUUACAGUGGCCUUUAUAAGGGAAUUGCAUCAAAAUUACUUCAAUCAGUUUUGACUGCCGCAUUUUUAUUCAUGUAUAAGGAAGCUUUAUUCAAGUUAUCCGUUAAAAUUUUAUCAUUAAUGAAAAUCAAAAAUGUUGAAGCUUUAUUCAAGUUAUCCGUUAAAAAAUUAUCAUUAAUGAAAAUCAAAAAUGUUCAAUGAUAAAUUAUGAAAUUAAUUUUUGGCCAAAAUUAAGAAAAAAAAAAAAAAAAAGACAAUUUUCGUUUUUUCCUCGUGAUUAUAAUUAAUAAUUUAUUUAAUAAUCAGAUAAUUUACAUUGUAGAUGAGAUAUAGUUUAUCCGUUUAUGUAUUGAUUAGUAUUAAUUAAGAAUAAAUUAAAACUAUAAUGAAAUUCGCGAAACUGUUGGGGAACACUUAAUGUUUAUGGAAAAGAUUUUACUUUACAUUCCCUAAUUUAUAAAUUCCAUUGUUCUGCUAAUAAUCUUU
Rhizophagus irregularis DAOM 181602=DAOM 197198 is the source of this 1264-nucleotide messenger RNA. RefSeq lists its product as uncharacterized. The record is from RefSeq and is a predicted model, not a curated record. Gene Ontology annotation, cellular component: peroxisomal membrane. NCBI's taxonomy places the organism in Eukaryota, Fungi, Glomeromycota, Glomeromycetes, Glomerales, Glomeraceae. Gene Ontology annotation, biological process: transport. Gene Ontology annotation, molecular function: FAD transmembrane transporter activity; FMN transmembrane transporter activity; AMP transmembrane transporter activity.